AUGAUGACAAUUACUGACUUUAGAGUCCGCAAAUCCAAACCAAAAUAUCAAUCCUGUGCAGUCUGUCGCCGGCGGAAGCUGAGAUGCGAUCGCCGCAGCCCAUGCCAACGAUGUAUCAACUCGCAAUGUGUCCACCUUUGCACCUACAGUCUUAGGGAUAACGAAACCAGGACAGAGGUUAACUUGAGAGAAACGGGCCCGCCAAAAGAACUUCGUACUAUGGCAACUUAUGAAGCUUCAGAGAAUGAGCGGGCUGCGAAUCAGCGAUUAACCUCCAAUAUCUCUGAGCUCGAGCAACGUCCCUCGAGGACGGAAGAUCCUCGAUAUUCGUACUCCUCCAUACAAGAUAGUGCGCCGCCAAAUCACUCUUCAAACGACACAACUGUCUCUUUUACAAAGCCACCAGUACAGGCUCAUAUUCCCGGGCUUGGAAUGGUAGAGGUGUUGGAUAUUUUUUCACAUGGUAAACAUGACAAUACUCGGGUUUGGGAAAGAGGUCACUGGGCCUCCCUUAUAAGCAAGUUCACGGACGUAAUGAAUGUUGCGUCGGAUAACCGCGAAAACGUAAAGGGUUACUACAGGGAGAGAAAAGGUAUAAGCACCCCGGAGUCAGAUAUCAUGACUCAAAAUUGCGCAUCCCGGAUGCGCAAUGUUUGGAUACCACCGCGGCAGACUGUCGAACUUUUGGUAUCUCGAUAUUCAAAUACAUUCAGCCAUUCUCACCGAGUUUUGCACAUUCCUAGUUUCCUAGAUGACGUGGAAUCGAUUCUAGUUGGGGAUUCCCGCCACAGUACAUUUUCUCUAGCCUGCUUUCUGUGUACCUUAUCAAUCGGAAACUGUUGCCUGAACAUGGAAAGCGAGGAUUCUUCGCCUAUGGUCAGGAAAACAUCCGUCCUAGAGUGGCUCGAAGCUACCCGACUUUGGCUACAAACGAGCAGUUUAACAAGAAAGGUUUCUGUCCACGGAUUACAGGCUCGAUAUUUGUUCCUACUUGCUUGCCAGGUUUGCGGCGUUGACCUUGAUGGCAACUGGAUUUCGUCCGGGGCGCUAAGUAUGGAGGCCAUCAUUGAGGCAGAAGUGCAAAGCUCAAUCACAGCUGGCUUACCGUUGUGCAUAUCUCCAGAAGAUUUUGAUGUCCUGCCCCCGUUAAAUAUAAAUGAUGAGUCUAUCUCGGAGAAUGACUCAAUGAAUCCAGAGCCGAAACCAUCGGGUAUCUUCACUAGGGCUUCAUAUCAGAUCAUUCAAUCUCAAUCUUUGCACGCCAGGAUCCGAGCUGCUAUAAUUCUGAAUCGCACGAAGUCUGUUUCGUACGAUGGAGUUAUGCAGCUUAGUGCAAAUCUGAUUAAAUCCAGGAACGCUAUAUCUCAGCUCCUGACCCGAGAUAAUAGCGCCAAUGAUAUACACGCCUCAACCAAGCAAUUUCUCAUGUCAUAUUUUGACCUUCUCAUUCAUCGGUUUCUCCUUGCACUCCAUCGACCAUUCACAAUGAAAGGCGCUUACGUUGCAGGCUUUCACUAUUCGCGCAUCAGGUGUCUGAGCUCUUCCUUAACAUCCCUUGAUUGUCUUGGGAUAUCUCCGUCCCCAGAAACAGGUGCUCGUCACACCCAUCCACUAUGUACUUUCUCUGGAAGCUAUUUCAUUGAUGAUUUGUUCAACUCCGCAAUCAGCAUAUGCCUCGAACUGAUGCUCGAACGACAAGCAAAUUCCAAGAAAUACAUGUUCUUGGUAAUGGCCAAUGCUUCGGUGAAAUCACGUUUAUCUGGACGCGAAUCGCUCGAUGGGAUAUCCGACGCUCUCUGGCAAAAUCUGGCAAAGUAUAAGCGACUUUUGGAGGAAGGUUCGAGAAAUACCAUGUCCAUAGGUAAUGAAGAAGUAAGAAUCCCUACUUCUCAGCUAAAUAUUGUUGGUAACGAUUGGGAUGACGGCCUAUUUGAUUUAAUUACUGCCUUUACAACCGCUGAACUAGGCGCUAAUGCUAGUUUAUAG
This is a messenger RNA of Aspergillus alliaceus, 1986 nucleotides long. Its product is annotated as fungal specific transcription factor domain-containing protein. The record is from RefSeq and is a predicted model, not a curated record. Gene Ontology annotation, cellular component: nucleus. The transcript is spliced from 5 exons. NCBI's taxonomy places the organism in Eukaryota, Fungi, Ascomycota, Eurotiomycetes, Eurotiales, Aspergillaceae. Gene Ontology annotation, molecular function: DNA-binding transcription activator activity, RNA polymerase II-specific; zinc ion binding; RNA polymerase II cis-regulatory region sequence-specific DNA binding. Gene Ontology annotation, biological process: regulation of transcription by RNA polymerase II. The coding region runs from base 1 to 1986 and encodes 661 amino acids.